AAAAAACGAUCUAGCCUGCAGGCCUCAUUCCUGGCAUGCUACCAAAUUCACUGAGAAUCAACUUGAAACAGCUGUGUCACAACUCUCCUCCACCAAUGUCUGUGCUUCAUGGCCCUCUCAGUAUCAUUCAAGUUCCUUUGAUCUUUUAAAUUCAUGGGAUCAAUCAAAUCUACAUCAUACCUCAGGCCAGUUCAGCUCUGUGGGAAGCAUGGAUAUCUGGGAUCACACACCCCAAACAUAUCAGUAUAGUCAGAUUUCCUCUGCAAAGUCCAAUAGCAGCAUUGAUCAUCUGAGGAAUCCCAGCAAAAGAGAUUCUGCAUAUGGUUCUUUUUCUACUAGCUCCAGUACACCUGAUCACACAUUGUCUAAUGUAGAUGCUGUGUCAACAGAGAAUGUGAUGUAUAAAAUGGGUCACUGGGAAACUCCAAAACAAGGAAAUAGCAAGACUGCUUCAUUUCUAAGUGAUAAUGGAAGUUCUGAAGAAAAAGUUAACUCCUUUGCAACUCCCCCACAAUAUGAAAACAACCUAAGUUUGCGACUGGAAGUCCAUACUAAUUCACUCUAUUCUGGGGCUGGAAGAUCUAAUUUUGUACCUGUAUGGUAUGUCCCUGAAGGGAAAAAGUCUCCUUCCCCUCCACCUCCCCCACCCCCUCUCCGUAGUGAUAGCUUUGCUGCUACCAAAAGUCAUGAUAGAGAUCAUGCACCUCUAUAUUCAGAAGGCAUUCAGAGCCCCCAGCAUUUUGAAGUCCUACAUAGAACACCAAUCAGAAAUGACUGGAGUGCUGAAGCUGCUGAAGAACAAAAGCUAAUGAUCAACUCAGUUGUCAAGACCUCACACAGAAGACGAGGAAGCAGCCCAAUACAAAGACCUGAUUUUAUUCCAGAUUAUGGUUUCUCUUCCCCAGGUGACAGGAUAAACAAUAAUAUGGGAAGUGCUAAGAGGUUGCAUUCUUCUCUGUCUAGUACUGAUGUUCGAUUUGCCCAGUAUGUUUAUGAGUCUCAGCACCAUCAACAUCAGCGUCAAUAUAGUGAUGAAUAUAGUUUCUUUCACAAUACAAAAGCCUCUGCAUCAUCUAAAGAGCCAAAAUGGCUCUUUCCUUAUAGUGACAUUAGGGAAAGGCCUUCUGAUAAACAUAACUGUCAUCUAAACCAAACCAGAAUUCCUAGUAAUACCACCAUUGCAGUUUCUGACAUGAGUUCUGAGGAAAACCCGGGACUAAAUCAUUAUUACUGUGCAAAAGUGAGGCAGCAGCCUGCUCAGGGAAUCUCAAAACCAUUACAAUAUAAAAAUGAACGUAGGAAUUCUGUGUCAAGUGAGAAUCCUGCCAUAACCAUGAGCCAAAAUCCUAAGUAUUCUCUACCUCAGCAUCUUACUGGGUCUUCUUUGGAUAUAUGUGAAAAGGGAGCUCAUUGUGUAGUUAAUAAAGGAAAGGAUAUUAAGGCUGUUGUACUAGAAAAUUCUAGGAAGGUAAAUUACUCUGAGAAAUUGGGUCAGAACAAGACAUUUGAAGAAAAUCUCAGUAGUCGUCAUGAUUAUAAGGAUGGGCAGGAGUAUUUUCAGGUGUCUGACACUAAAAUAGCCCAAAAAGAUUUCAAAUGGAAUCAGGAGAAGAACUAUCAUAUUUCUCCUCCAAAAACUCCAAUGUUGCAUUCUUUAGCUCAGGAAGAGAAAAAGCAAGUUAAUGUUGCUGCCGAAAUUAGAAUUAAUAAACAGACAGAAUUUGAUGUUCACCUAAGCAAAAAUGCACGAAGGAGUGAUCGUUUUGCUACCACACUGAGAAAUGAAAUUCAAAUGAAGAGAGCAAAACUCCAAAAAAGCAAAAGCACAGCGGCCUUAGUAGAGCCAACUGAGGAAGAGGACUGUGCUGAGAACUGGAAGCAUGAUCCUCAAGAAAAGACAGUCUGUUUAUCACAAAGUUGUUAUUCUCACAUGUACAAGGAUAAUCUGAAAGAGGUCCAAACCAGAGUCUUGAAGGCCACUUCUUUUCAGCGCCGAGACUUGGAACCCAAUUCUGCAGAGUAUCUUCCAGACCGAAAGACAAAUAUGUAUAAUACUACUCCAUUGACUUUUGUUUCUGAAGAUGAAUUAGAUUUUCCUGAACUUAGGCAGUCUUCUGGACAGAUAUCACUGAGUAAUGAUGCUCACCAUCUUUCACGUAUUGGUACUAGGAAGAGAUUUACUGCAGAACAAAAAUUAAAAUCUUAUUCUGAACCUGAGAAAAUAAAUGAAGUGGGUAUGUUGAAUGAUAACUGCCAAACACACCAUCGUCCAACUACAUCAGAGGAAGCUUUGGAAACUUUUGCAGAUAAAUGGAAGUUUUUUGAAGAAACUAGUAAGCCAGUCUGUCAAAAAUCUUCACAGAGAUGUGAAUCCUACUUUCAUUCAGAAGCAGAGCUUGCUACUCUUCAUAGAAAUUCUAAUGAAAUUGAAUCUGGAGGAUCAUGGUACAAAAAGAGAAUGCGGUCAGCUUCUUUCGGAGUUGAGAAUGCACUUUGUGCAUCUGAUAGAUCUAGUGAAACUGUACGUUACAGUGGCGACAUCACUAAAUCAAGACAACCUCAGAGGUUAGAAACAUUUGCAGAAUACCAGGCUUCCUGGAAAGAACAGAGAAAACCUAUAGAAAGCUGUAGUUCUGGAAAGUGCCAUUCAGCUGAUAACAUCCUUGAUGCUGGCUUUGAACAACUUGAGAAAACUCAGUAUAAACAUGAAAGGUCCAGGUCAUCUCCUUCUACUGAUUUUUACAAGCAGGUAAAUACAUUUUACUACAUUUUGUUUCAAAGCAAUGAAAAAUAA
Messenger RNA from Protobothrops mucrosquamatus (brown spotted pit viper), 2794 nucleotides. RefSeq names its product protein Shroom2-like. The record is from RefSeq and is a predicted model, not a curated record. Gene Ontology annotation, biological process: actin filament organization. Gene Ontology annotation, molecular function: actin filament binding. The annotation marks the transcript as partial. Gene Ontology annotation, cellular component: apical junction complex; apical plasma membrane; cortical actin cytoskeleton. The transcript is spliced from 2 exons. Lineage: Eukaryota; Metazoa; Chordata; Lepidosauria; Squamata; Viperidae.